Messenger RNA from Acyrthosiphon pisum (pea aphid), 2583 nucleotides. RefSeq lists its product as uncharacterized. Lineage: Eukaryota; Metazoa; Arthropoda; Insecta; Hemiptera; Aphididae. The record is from RefSeq and is a predicted model, not a curated record. The transcript has 8 exons. Gene Ontology annotation, molecular function: protein binding. The coding region runs from base 254 to 2236 and encodes 660 amino acids.
GUUUUCUGUUUAUGAGUGCGACAGUGCGCCAUGAGUGCGCGUUCCAGUGUAUUCUUUAUCUCGAUGUGUUUAAUGUUUAUUAUUUAAUAUUUGAUUCUGUAUUAUUUACUCAAUGAUCUGUAUAUUAUUCUAUGAUCUUGCAAUCUCGACUCGCGUUUUAAAAGUUAUAACUUGGAUACUUGGUGGUAUUUGAAGAAAAUUCGAUUUUACACUAUUCUAUUAUAUAGGUAUUCACUUUUUAGUUGCAAUAAAUAUGUUUGUGUCAAUGUUUAAAUUGCUUUUUAAUGAAUGUGAGAAGAAAACCAAGAUUGCAAGGCAUGCAAUAGAAUUUGAAAUAGCUGAAAAUACUCAAAAAUAUGUCAAGGAACUACUUACUGAAAUCAAGAAAGUAAACAAAAAUGCAGAUAAUGGUGAUAGUUGCUCAGUGUCAAAAAAUAACAUUAUUGAUGCUAUUCAGAUACUGCAAGAUAUUCUACAUCAUUUCUUAUCUUCUAAGAGUCAUUUACAUGCUUUUCCAAAAUAUUCGAAUAAAGGUGCUUCAGAUGAACAUUUUGACUACACAAAAUGUGCAACAAACUCAUUUGGAAAAAACAGACUAGUAUCUGCUUUAGUCAAGGACCCCAAUACCAAAAGACUUGUAAACCAAAUAAAUAAUAUUCAGUGUUUAUUUACGUGGAACAUAAAACCAAACAAUAAGAAAAAUUUAAUUUUAUGGAUAUGGAAUAAAUAUGGAGACUAUAACUUAAAUAUAUCUUCAUCUGAAUUCACAUUAGAAAGGUUUAUAGGUAAUUUAAUUAUUUCCUAUGAAUAUUUUCAUAAGGGUGAACAUGAAAUAGCCCAAAUAAAAAUAUUAGAAAUAGGAAAAUGGCUUGAAGAAUUAGAUAAAGGUACUGAUGAGUUUUAUUUAUCUAUUAAUACUGGUCUUCAACAUAUUAUGAAGGCUACUUUCAUUCAUAUGUUAUUUGCUACAAAUCUUACAGAAGAAUGUAAAUGGUUAUUGGAAGAUAUUUCAUCAUUUGCAAAUAUGGAUUCUAAAUUAAGAGCUUCAAUAUAUGCAAUACAUGCAGCUGUAUUAAUUGAAUAUGGUGAAAAUCAUGUUUAUUUGUCAAAAGCUUGUGAUAUGGCCAAGAAAGCAUGUGAUUUAGAUCCUAAAACUUCUCAUUGGUAUUAUAUUCAUUCACUUGCAUUGACAGCUCAAAGACAAUUGUCGUCGACACAUAAAUUGAUACCAGCUGAUGACGAAAUAAAUGCAAUUCAUCAAGCAAUUGUGUUGUCUAAUGGAAGAAAUCCUCUUUUCAAUUACCAUAGGUUGGUUAUGGAUGAUAUAUUAUCUAUAAAUAAAGAAAACCAAAAAAUUGCAGAUAUGAUCAAAACCAUUAUGAAUAUAGGACCAAAGGACCCUCAUUUGGUAGUUAAAUGUGCUAAAAUAUUGAUGACUCUUCCGCCUUUGGAUAGAGAUUUUAAUUUGGGAGUACAAUAUUUGAAAAAAGCUUUUCAAAUGUCACAAAAUGAUGCGACUGUUUUAAAGGCUAUUGGAAAAGCAAUUGAAUCAUAUUUUUUUGACGAAAUUUGUAAAAAAAUUAAUCCCAAAGCAACUGAAGUUUUACAACUAGAGGCUGACUUAGAACUCAUUAGGAAAAAAUAUAAGAAUGGUGAAGAUCCUGUUCCUUACCUAAUUGAUUUGGUUCAUAAAUAUAAUGGACUCAAUCAAUCAAAAAUUAUAUCUCAGUUAUGUUCAUAUACAUUAUUAUUUACAAACCACUUAAGAUAUGGUAUUGAGCAAUUUAAUAAGUUAAUUGAACAACCAGAAAUUUUCAAUAAUGAUAUAAUUGUUCAUCACAUUUCAUCAUUUGGUUCAAAGAAAUUUAAUUUAUCAGAGCUGAUUUGUAAUGAAAUCAGAUUGGCUACAAAUGCUAGUGGUACCUCUUCUGAUAUAUUGUAUUAUUAUGAAAUGCUAUCUAAAAUCAUAAAAACAAGUAAUUUUAAGAUUAAAGAUGUUGACCCAUUCAUGAAGGCCAAUCUAAUCGUAAAUUCAUCUGUUAAAUCAGUUCUUACAAAUAUAACAGUUCAAAGUGAGACUAAAUUAGCAGAUAGUGACAAAAAUGUAACUGUUAAUAAAAAUAUUACCAAAAAUAAGAAAAAAGGAAAUCAUAUGGCAAAGCAGUUGCUAACAACUGGUGCAUUUACGCAAAAACCUAAAUUUGAUGAUACAAAAAAAACACGUGGGAAAAAGUGAAGAUUCCUUUGACAAACUAAUUGUCAAGAACUUAGAUUAGCCUAAGACAAAUGCAACAGUUUCAAAAUCUUCUCUUUUAUAGUGUAAUAAACUUUUAACAGUUUAACUACAAACAAUUUUAUUUUUUUUAACAUAACCUAAAUUUAAUAUAUUUAAUGUUUCUUUUGAUGAUAUUAGUAGAUAUUUGAAUUUAAUUAAUGCAAAUUUUAACUCAGCAGUUCGAUAAAUUUUAUUUCAGAAUCCACAUCCCCCUAUUUUAAACUUGAAGACUUGGGGUAUAAGUUUAUUUUUUUCAUUUUUUUUUUAAGUAUGUACAAUUUCUUUUAAUUAUUUCUUUGAAAAAAAAU